This is a messenger RNA of Perognathus longimembris pacificus (Pacific pocket mouse), 1828 nucleotides long. RefSeq names its product CD200 receptor 1 (gene Cd200r1). The record is from RefSeq and is a predicted model, not a curated record. Gene Ontology annotation, molecular function: signaling receptor activity. Lineage: Eukaryota; Metazoa; Chordata; Mammalia; Rodentia; Heteromyidae. Gene Ontology annotation, biological process: regulation of neuroinflammatory response. The transcript is spliced from 6 exons. Bases 1 to 906 code for a protein of 301 amino acids. Gene Ontology annotation, cellular component: external side of plasma membrane.
AUGCCUCUAGCAUUGUGUGGUGGAGUUGGCCUUGGUGAAAAGCAUCCAGUUGACAUUACGGUGAUGGCACAGAUGGGUGAUCGGGCUAUCCUCUGUUGCCCUCGUUUACCUUGGAAAGAAGUACUGGUAACAACGUGGGAAAUAAUCCUGACAAACAAGGUUCCCUGCAAAAUUGCCUACAGAAGUUCCACAAAUGAGACUGUGAAAAAAAACUGUACGGAUGAGAGAAUAACAUGGGCCUCCAAGCCUGAUCAGAGUCUGGAUCUUCAGAUUGAUGUGGUGGCCCCCAUUCAUGAGGGGUAUUACAAGUGUGAAAUGGCAGAACCUAAUGGGAAUUACUAUCUUGGUUAUAACCUACAAGUGCUAGUGCCCCCUAAAGUGAACCUGUCUGUACACAAGAAUAGAACUGCGGUGUGUGAGGCCAUCGCAGGCAAGCCAGCUGCCCAGAUCUUCUGGUUCCCAGAGUGGGGUUGUGUCACUGAGACAAAAUCGCCCAGCAAUGGCACAGGAACAGUCAGGAGUACAUGUCGCUGUUUAAGUAGUAAUGUAACUGUUGUGACCUGCUUCAUCUUCCAUUUGACUGGCAACAGGAAUCUGUCCAUAGAGCUGCCUUUUGGUGCCCAAACAGAAAAAAUGUAUAUUAAAUACGUCAUUUCCUCUAUUAUUCUUUUGAUCAUCAUGGGAUUCAUUUGUUUCUUGAAAAGCAGCAGCUUCAGAAAAUGUAAAUCAGAAAAGCCUGUAGACACUACUGCUGUUAUAGAGGAGGAUGAAAUGCAACCCUAUGCUAGCUACACAGAGAAGAGCAACACACUCUAUGACACCGCAAAUCUCAUGAGGAUGCCUCAACUGUCUGGUAGUAAGGUUAACCACAUGGGCCUGCCUACCUCACUGGUCACUGGAGUCUAGAACCAGGAGAAACGCAUCGAGAUACAUUGCAAUCGCUGUUGUCUUGUGCUUCUAGAAUGGAGGGCCUAGUUUGAAGUUAUUCUUUUUGGAAAAAGGUUUUUAGACCAUAAAGAUUCAGUGAAUGAAUUUUCAUUGAUAUCUAUCUACCAUGGGAAGUUUAGAAUCUUAGCUGCUGCUAGCUAGUUCUUUGAAGAACUGAUGUUAUUGUUACCAAGAAAUCAUAUGCUCAUUAAAUACUCAAAUUGUGCAAUAGAGUACAGAAUGGACACUGAGUUUCCUCCAGACUGACUUCUGAAAAAACAACCAUUAACAGUUUCCUAUGUGUUCUUCCAGAAAUUUCUUCUGUAUAUAUAACAUGUCUAUAUGCCUAUGGUGUACAUAUACAUUUAUAUCUGUUUACAUAUGUGUGUUUAUGUGUAUAGAUGGAUAUAUAUGUUUACACAAAAAAAUCUAUCAUCACAAAUGGAACAUACUUUAAUUCUGUUUUGUACUUCUGAAAAACUAAUAAUGUGAGUCUUGGAAAUCUUUUAUAUCCUGGAAAUCUCUUUAUAUCAGCACAAGCAAAGCUAUCUCAUUCUCUUAAUAGCUCAUACAUUUUACUGUCAUAGUAUAAUUAAUCACGGCCCUAGCAAUGGAAAUUUAGAACAUUUUAAGUUUCAUCCUGGUCUAAAUAAUAUACAAUGUUUUUUGUGGACACCUCUCUCUGUGAGGGUGUAUAUCUUUUGGAUAAUUUCCUUGAAUGGAGUUGUCAGGUCAUUUGGUAUGCAUUUUUGUUUUUGAUAGAUAUGUUGAAUUGUAUCAAUUUACAUUCCUCCAACAGUGUUGGAAUGUGCUUUUUUGUGUAUUCUCAUUUUUGUAUCUGCAAGAUCUCUUCUUUUUAGUUUCUAUUUUCCUUUUCUCAUUAACAAGUUGGCUAAUAAGA